Grus americana (Whooping crane) is the source of this 1358-nucleotide messenger RNA. It is a transcript of the gene STRIT1, whose product is annotated as small transmembrane regulator of ion transport 1. NCBI's taxonomy places the organism in Eukaryota, Metazoa, Chordata, Aves, Gruiformes, Gruidae. The transcript has 3 exons. The record is from RefSeq and is a predicted model, not a curated record. Gene Ontology annotation, biological process: regulation of slow-twitch skeletal muscle fiber contraction; regulation of ATPase-coupled calcium transmembrane transporter activity. The coding region runs from base 612 to 719 and encodes 35 amino acids.
UUGAAUUUUGUUAUCCACUACCCAUAAGAGUAAUGAAAACCUGUGACUCUACUCUGUAACCUCUCGGGGGGAAGACACCAAAGGUACCUCUGUGCUUUGUGAAGGACAAGGUACCUGGUGAUGCUUAGCAAGUAAUUAAUAACUACAGAAAUACAUAAACAAGUAUUACUGAAUAGGACUUGGUUUGGUUUUUUGAUAGGAGAGAGAUGAGAGAAGACAUGGGAGCAGAACGAAUUGGAUCUCUGUCAUGCUCUAAAUACGUGGAUGCACAUAAAUAUCACACAAACUUACCGUGUGGUGUUUCAUGGCUGUAAAGACACCAUAAAGCAGGUUUUGCCCUUGUUUCUUCUCUCCCUCUUCAAAAAAUGAGCCCUCUUUAUUCAGCUUUCUCUGAAACAGUUGUGCAGUUGCAGGAAUAGGAAGAGGUAACCUUGAAUCCCUUGAACUCCUGCCUUUUUAGACAAUUGAGUGCAUAUAGCCAAAAACUGGCAUCAGGAGCAAGGCAGCUGCAGCACGUUCCAAAUAUUGCUCUAUUUAAAGCAUCCCAAGGCUCACAAGAACAACUGCAGAGGCAAACCUUAAAACUCGCCAAUAAAACCAGCAGAGGAGGAAUGGCAGAACCAGCCCAAGUCCCGCUUUCACGUCUCGUUGUACCUAUACUCCUUGCAGUUGGCUGGAUCGUGGGUUGUGCGCUAAUGGUUUACAUUGUCUUCUCUUGAUGGAAGACAGAAGAAUUUACAAUGAUGUUGAUUAGAAGAACCUGGAAGUUAAAUUGAAAUUUCUAAUUACUAAAAUUGUAUAAAAUGAGUUAUUUUUAAUAUCAACACUGUAAACAUGGUGUACACUUUUUAUGCACAACAAAAGUUUGAAAUGCUAAUUAGAGCAUUAGGAAGAAUCACCAAACCAAUUUGCCAGUUUUCAAAUGGUUUGUAAUUGAGCGAGUAGUUUUUGGAGUCCAGUGCUAGGUCAGAUACCUGCCUGUUCUGCAGCCUGCUUUGUUGUUGCCACCUUGAUUUUAAGCCAUUUUGGAAACAGUAUUCCCAGAGUUACUGGUGCAGUGGUAGACAAAAUGGGACUUAGGCUCGUUUGUGAGAUGUGCCGAGCUGGGGAAGAAGUAUCUCAAUGUAUUUGGGAAAGUUUUGAGUUAGGCAAUUUUUAAGUUUUGUAGUGUAAAAAAAAAAAAGAAAUUAUUAAAUUUAAAAUAUUGUGGUGGUACACUCUGCCUGUCCCAAGAUUUGAAGCGUUAGUGUCUAAAUAAAUUUUCUGAAACUACAUUAGCUUCCUUUUUCUUAAAAAAAGUCAAACAGUCAUACAAGCAUACUAGUACAUAAAUAAAAAAAAUAUCCUUUAGAAAAUGA